AUGGGUUGGUUUUGGGCAGAUCAGGAAAAUGCAGGCAAAAGCAUCACCGCGAUUACCCCGGCAGCAGGUGCGAGAUGUCCCGUAAUGCAUGAGUCCUCGUCCGAGUGCCCAGUCAUACAGGCAGAUAACGAAGGAAUAAACCCGCUGAAUAAUAUGCCCGUGCUGGCCGCGUCCAAGCAGCCUGGCCAGAAGUUGGACCUGCCCGUCGACCGGACGAUCUCCAGCAUACCAAAGAGCCCAGAUAGUAGCGAGUUCUGGGAGUAUCCCUCUCCGCAACAAAUGUACAAUGCCAUGGUCAGGAAGGGCAAGAUCGGCAAUAGUGGCGAAGUCGCCGAAGACGCGGUCGAAUCCAUGGUGCAGGUCCACAACUUUCUAAAUGAAGGCUGCUGGCAGGAAGUGCUCGAAUGGGAAAAACCGCACACCGACGAGAGCCACGUGCAACCCAAGCUACUCAAGUUCAUGGGGAAACCGGGCGUCUUGAGUCCUCGCGCCCGUUGGAUGCACCUGUGCGCCCUGCUGUUCCCUGCCCGCUUCAGCCAAGAACUCCCCUUCGACAGGCACGACUGGAUAGUACUCCGAGGCGAGCGUAAAGCGGAACAACAACCACCGACCUUCAAGCAGGUCAGAUACGUCCUGGACUUCUACGGAGGACCUGACGAUGAAAACGGAAUGCCCACUUUCCACGUGGACGUUCGCCCUGCCCUCGACAGCAUGGAUAAUGCUAAGGACCGGAUGACCCGUUUCCUCGACCGGAUCAUCUCGGGCCCGUCGUCCUCUUCGUCCUCGGCCCCUUAA
This is a messenger RNA of Saccharomyces kudriavzevii IFO 1802, 795 nucleotides long. It is a transcript of the gene CYC3, whose product is annotated as holocytochrome c synthase CYC3. NCBI's taxonomy places the organism in Eukaryota, Fungi, Ascomycota, Saccharomycetes, Saccharomycetales, Saccharomycetaceae. The record is from RefSeq and is a predicted model, not a curated record. Gene Ontology annotation, molecular function: holocytochrome-c synthase activity. The coding region runs from base 1 to 795 and encodes 264 amino acids. Gene Ontology annotation, cellular component: mitochondrion. The transcript has a single exon. Gene Ontology annotation, biological process: cytochrome c-heme linkage.